Molecule: messenger RNA, 2295 nt
Organism: Psammomys obesus (fat sand rat)
Lineage: Eukaryota; Metazoa; Chordata; Mammalia; Rodentia; Muridae
Gene: Mospd1
Product: motile sperm domain containing 1
Exons: 7
Coding region: 251-892 (213 amino acids)
Cellular component (GO): cytoplasm
Source: RefSeq, a predicted model, not a curated record
CCAGCAGGCAGUGCAGUCUGGAGACUCUGACAAAGGAGCCAGGAGCAGUCGCAGCUGCUUUCCGAGAAGCCUAUAUUGCUGAGCUUUUUAGGUUCAGAAUUUGUGUCAGCACAUCCUGAUAUCAUCAGUCUCGCAGAUUGGUUCUCACGAGAUUGCCAAAAUGUUUUGGAGUUUUUAACUGAAUCUAAGAAAGUCCAAAAUAGAUUUGAGACUGUAAAUACAGAAGCUGCACAAGGGGGAUUCAGUGCCAAUGCAUCAACAAAAAAGACAACCAGAGUUAGUGGAAGGAAAUCUUCCAGUUUUUGUGUUUCCCACGGAGCUAAUCUUUUACGCAGAUGAUCAGUCAACACAUAAGCAAGUGUUGACGCUGUACAACCCCUAUGAGUUUGCCUUAAAGUUCAAAGUUUUGUGCACGACUCCGAAUAAGUAUGUUGUUGUUGAUGCCACAGGCGCAGUAAAGCCGCAGUCCUGUAUGGAUAUUGUGAUUCGUCAUAGAGAUGUUCGAUCCUGUCACUAUGGUGUAAUAGACAAAUUCCGCCUCCAAGUUUCCGAGCAAAGCCAGAGGAAGGCUUUAGGAAGGAAAGACGUUAUUGCUACUCUUCUCCCAUCUGCAAAAGAACAACAAAAGGAAGAAGAGGAGAAAAGAAUAAAGGAACAUUUAACCGAAAGUGUAUUUUUUGAGCAGUCAUGUCAACCAGAAAACAGAGCGGUCUCUUCAGGACCUAGUUUGCUAACUGUCUUCCUGGGAGUGGUAUGUAUUGCUGCCCUCAUGCUGCCUACCCUGGGGGAUAUGGAAUCGCUGGUGCCUCUCUACCUCCACUUAAGUGUGAAUCAAAAAUUAGUGGCUGCUUAUAUCUUAGGUCUUAUCACAAUGGCUAUACUUAGAACAUGAGCAAGGAUUAAAUCUAACUUCUGAAGUAAAUUUAUCUUAAAUAUGAAUGUGGACUGCCUUUUAUCUCUAUUUCACUCCAUUAACACACCACAAAUUAUUGAAUGAUUUCAAAUAUCUGCAAAUAUAUAAUAUAUUUUCAAUUGGUCUAUAAUUUUAUUUGAAGGACUUUAGCACUUUAUGUUACAGACAACAAAGAUACUUCUGAGUGAUACCUAGAAAAUUAUUUGAAGACAUUCUUUUAAAAUCUAUACCUAUUGUGCAAAUGACUUUAAUUAAAUGUUAUUUUUCAUCUUUUUUUUCUAACUCACUUGGAUAAGGUCCUUCAAAGUUUAAGACCUUACAUGAGCAACUGACCAGCUUGAAAUUGAAAUGACAUUGAUUGCCUAGACCCAAGUAUCAACAUUAAUAUGUAAAUCAUAGAUUUCCUUCUCUCUUGCAAGGAGUUGUUGCAGUGUUUCUAAAGUCAGUGUGUGAGGGGGUUGAGAUAACAUAAGGUCCUUACUGAGGGAUCAUGCUUAACCUAUACCCUUCACAGAGGACAAGAUAUAUUUAAAUGACUGUGGGAACUACAGACCAGGUAGUGGUUCCUACACCAGGCCCCUCACAGAAGUAGACUGGCUUCUCUGUUUGGCCUGAGAGUUCUAAAGGAAGGUAGGUGGUUUUUUUUGUUUUUUGUUUUUUUUUUUUUUUAAUUAAUUGGUUCGUCCUGGCUUUACCUCCUGUUAAUCCUUAAUGUCAUUAAGGGAAUAAUCACUUGUUGGUUUUCUCCCAAGUCCCUGGCUUGCCUGAGUGUGAUUUGCCCUGAUUAGGAAUGUCAGAGGACUGUUUUUGAGGACAUUAUUUUUUUUUUUUCACCUUCAAACUCUAAGCCAAGUAGAGAAAGCUCUAGAUACCUAUGUCUAUUUUGUAUCAGUCACUGGGACAAUUUUUAAGUUUUUAUUUAUUAAAACAAAUUUACCAAAAAGGCCCCCUAAGCACAACUACUUCCAUUUCUUGAUAGCGUUUUCUGGUGUCUAACAUCUGUGUGUUUUAACAGUUGUGUUAUCACAGCAACUGAUCUUUUACAUCUUAGGAUUUUUAUCUGAAAGCACAAUGCAUCGAGUCUCUUGAAAAUCUAUUUCUCUUUCAGCUCUUUUUAUGGAAUAAACUUUACGCACUGCUAAUGUAGCAUUCUCGAGGACUAUAUGUAAACACAAAUGUAUGCCUGAAGUUGAUUUUUUUUUUUUUGCAGGAAACAGUACUCUGCUUCUAGAAGCUUUUUGUCUAGUAUUUCAUAGGAAAUCAUUGUUUAACCAUUUGUGGAGCAUAAAUCAUUCAGUGGAUCAUGUCUGUACAUUGUAUAAUGACUGAAAAGCACAUAAAUGUAAUCGACUUUGAACUCAUAAAAAAAAAGAAAACAUGUU